Molecule: messenger RNA, 4249 nt
Organism: Labrus bergylta (ballan wrasse)
Lineage: Eukaryota; Metazoa; Chordata; Actinopteri; Labriformes; Labridae
Source: RefSeq, a predicted model, not a curated record
AUGCAUCCUUCAACAGAUUACAUCGCAUCAUUGUUUGCGUCUCAGCCAAGCCCUGGCGGUGAGUCUACAUGCAGCAGUGACCAGUCCCCCUUCAGCACCUAUCCCAGCAGUGGAGUCCAGCUUGCUGUGAGCGCCGGACGCUCACCAAGGGAGGGGCUGGAGGAGAACGAGGAGAAAGAGGAAAAAGAAGUGGAGGCAGAGGAGGAGUGUGAGGGUGAGCCGGCCCCCAUUAUGGACUCCACAGUCUCCACGGCAACAACAGCCAUGCUGACCCUGCAGGCAAGGCGAAGUGUUGGCCGUCCCGUGCGCUGGAUGGAGCAUAUCAAGAUGGAAAGGCUGAAGCAGGUGAAUGGAGGGCUGCCCAGGCCAGGGACCCUGUCCCCUACACCCCCUCCAAAAGGCUCCACACUACCUACCAUCUUGGGGAAGGGAUCCUGUCUGGGCAGGCAGUGGGGGGUGUCUGCUCCUCAGCCACCUGCUCAUGCUGAGCUGGGCAGCACAGAGCUAACAGUGCUUAAUUUGCUUCGGGACCGACGUGACAGCAGCGGUAGCGCCACCAGUUCAGCCUACCUGAGCAGCAGUCGUCGCUCAUCGGGCAUCUCUCCCUGCUUCUCCAGUCGACGCUCCAGCCAGGCUUCCCAAAAUGAGGGCAUGAUGGCAGCCACCCAACAUCGUCGCCGCCACAACCUUAGCUCCACUGACUCUUACGACCCCAUCUCCACUGAUGCCUCCCGCCGGUCCAGUGAGGCAAGCCACUAUGGUGGUAGCGUCGGUGGAGGGUUUGGAGGGAUACCUCUAGCUGGGAGCUGUGGCGGUCUAGGGGGAGUAGGUAUAGGAGGAGGAGGGUCACAGGGGAUGCUCACUUUAACCCCAGCACAGCACUACCACCUGAAAGCCAAGUACGCAGCAGCAACUGGUGGCCCACCUCCCACGCCUCUACCCAACAUGGAGCGCAUGAGCUUGAAGACUCGCAUGGCCAUGAUGGAUGAGGGUGGUAGCAACCAUUCUUUACCACCUCUUGUUAGACCGCAUCGCUGCAGUGAUGGCAUCAACGGGUACACCAAUGGGUAUAUGGGACAUUCAGGUUACAGGAGAAGGGUUCUCUUACCUGGUGAGGGGCCACUGAAUGGGAACCGGAGGGCUAGUGACCCGGUGCGAACGCAGGCUCCUGAUUGUUGCAGUCUGCCCCCAGUGCAACGCUUCAACAGCCUUAACAACCUCCACCCUCUUCCACCUCUGUCUCAAUAUUCGACGCCAGAAACUCGCAACUUCAGCCUUCAGAACUACACCCGCUCUGAGGGCAACCUGCAAAGAGGUCUUCAGCACUCACCCUACACUCCUAGCAUCGCAGAACACUCAGCCUUAGAAGCCCUGGCCAUGGAGGAUGAGGGGGAGGCUGGUCUUUUGCUUGGGGAUGAGGAUAUGCUACCAGAUGACCUGGUGCAGUAUCUCCACUCCCAUGUUCAGGUGGAUGGCGGCUCCUACAUGAACGUUGAGGACCAAAUAGUUUCUAGCCAAAGGGAAAACUCCCAUCCAUCUAUGGAGGAGAUAGAACAGAUCCAGAAUGGGUUGAAUAUGGCAUUAUCUGGUUCCCACUGUCUCCAACAGCAGCAGAUGGUCGAGCGGAGGAGCCCGAGUAAGCUUCCAAUCCAGUGGAAUGAAGUGAGCUCUGGGAGUGCUGACAGGUCUCCUCAGAGGGAACAAAACCACCAGACACAGUGUGGAAGGUGGUCAGGUACCGAACAUGGACCGACAUCUGCACCUUUUGGAAGGUUUGGAAACAUGGUUGUCCAGCAGCAAGUGCCCCUUGAUCUUCAGAACAGUUGCGCCCAGGCUAAUCAGUCUCAAAGUUCUUGUUGUGUCAACCCUGGAGUGAAGCUAGAGACAUCACCCAGGUCCUGCAUGGAGAUGCGAGGUACUGGUCAAAACCCUACAAACCCCUUUGGAAGGCCAAACUUUGCACAGAUCAACAAUGGGCCCCUGCAUGAAUUAAAACAGCAGGCCUCUCAUGGACCUCGAAAACAGAGCCACUUCCUACCAAACCACAACAGCAGCACCUCUUGCCAGAUUGGGAACAAUCUAGUUCUUACCAGAGCCUCUAUGGACCACCUACCCAGUCUCUCCCAGGGAACUGCUCCUCUUCACAAUCGGCAGGUCCAUGUCCCUCGCCCACCAAACACUCACAGGAACUUGGUCAGAGCCCAGCAGUGUCUCAGUCUAGAGAACUCUGGUGAAAUCCAGGGUUGUCUGAACCAGCAGCAACAAUUGCAGAGAAGUGGUGACCAUUGCUCCCUUGCAUAUCAGGUAUCUGGGCUGAAACUGGAGGCCCCAGACCAUGGAUACCAAGAGCAGGGCUUUGGCGACUGCCUUUCCUAUGAACCAGUGGAUCACAAGGCCUCCUCGUACCCUGUUCUGGAAGACCAGUGCUUACUGGACUCAAUGGCUGAGACCGUUGGACAAGGUAGUAGCAGUGGAAGCGGGAACUCUGUUGCCCUUCUCUCUCCUGGUGCAGACCAGGUAACAAGCACGGUGGAUGGCACUGUCCCUGGUGUAUUAGAUGAGGGGGUUAGUCUGGACUUUAGUGCCAUGCUAGAGGAUGGCUUCGACCAAGGUAGCCUGGUCUCUGGGGUGCUGAGUCCCUCCAUCUUCCAGGGUCUGUCCAGAACUUCAUCACGCCUGACUACACCUCGAGCAUCUGCAACCUUCCAUAGUGUGGCCCCUGGCCUAAACAACAUGGCCAUUGGAGACAUGAGCUCUCUCCUCACCACACUGGCCGAGGAGAGCAAGUUCCUGGCGAUCAUGCAGUAGCUGCUCUCUCUCUCUCUCAACUUUCUCCUCCCUUCAGAAAAAAAAGAGAAAACUCUGGUGUAUGUGAAGAUUAAGACCAAAGUGUCAAUUAUGAGAACUAUAUUAUGUACUUAGUGUUGUGAAACAGGCGGUUGCCAAGUCUGUUAAUUUUGUAAAAAAAAAAAUGUCAUCCCACUCAGAAAUGGGAUGUGUCAAAAUAAUGUACAGAUACAUAGUUGUAUUCCUUUUCUGGAAUGUAGGCUAUUUUUGGAAGCUCUUCUCUUUGUAAAACUUCGAAAUGUUGAGCUAAAGCUCACUUCCUUGAAACAGUAUUCUGUGUAUUGUCACUGUUUUUGCUAUACACACUGAUGGUCAAAAUGCAUGUAUUCAAGGUAAUGAAAAUCAUCAAUAUAAGUACAUCUACUCUCGCCCAUACACCAAGUAUCACCCGUUCUGGUCCCAGAGGUUCAAAUCCAUUCUCCUUAAAGCAGGUCAGACAUAACCCUAACUCUGAUGAUAUCUUUAUACAUCAUACGUUUUAAAAAGUGGUGGAAUCUGUUGUCAUUUAGUUUGUAUGUUAAUUUUGUGAAUCUGUAAAUGUUACAGUGUUCUACCAGGUUUUACCAAGUGGUGUUUUAGUAACUACAGUAUGGCAUCGAGUCCAAAAAAUGAACACAUCACACAAGACUCGGAGGCAGCCACAGUUGUCUUCUUGAUAUCUAAAAUGGCUCAAUUUAGUUAGUCUGCUGAGGUACUCACACGUGUAUAUAACAGUGUUUUUUAUAAUCUGUUUGUGAUAAUCCUGUUAUUGACGUUGGAUUGCACGGUUGCUGGAGUUGAUACAAUGAACGGACAUUGGUGAUCAAAGGUCCCAUUCGGUGCUUUAUGUAUGCUUACAUAAAUAGAUAUUUGUACUUCAUGUUUUUAAUCUGUCUUAAUGGCCGUCAGUGGUCCAUAGCACAUGGUUUUCCCUCUCAUGAUUAUAAAUGUAAAGUGGUGUUUUUCUCCAAUAGGAAAUCAUCUGUGUUCUCUCCAAAGCUCUUAAAUUCAGAAUGUGUACUGCCAUCGAGUAUUGCAGUGAUUUUGUCAAAACAGUGUUAGUAUUGCCUUGCAGUCUUCUUUGACUGAACACAGAAUAUUGAGUAGUUUACCUUUUAUUCAGCGUCAAAGCAAUGAGGUACAAAUGGUUUUCUUGUUCUUUGGUACUUUUGUCAUUUUUGUAGCUGUGCAUUGAUGUUUUUUUGUUUUGUUUUUGUUUUCAAAAAGUAGAAAUCAUUUCCUUUUGAAGGAAGGAAAUUACAUUGAGGUAUGUGCCUUAUAAGUAUCUGCCUGACGGUAAAGAGAAAGAUCACUGCCAAUCUUCCAUUGUGAAUUAUGAAAAAGAGAAACAUUUUAAGUGUCUUUUAAGACCGGGGGAAAAAAAGAGAAAAUGAUAGAAAAUUUAUAUAAGAAAAGUCUGAAU